Molecule: messenger RNA, 1299 nt
Organism: Triticum aestivum (bread wheat)
Lineage: Eukaryota; Viridiplantae; Streptophyta; Magnoliopsida; Poales; Poaceae
Exons: 2
Coding region: 2-574 (190 amino acids)
Source: RefSeq, a predicted model, not a curated record
UAUGGCCGCCAUCAAGAUCAAGCUCGUGGUGGACAGGUCGUGCAACCGCGUGCUGUUCGCCGACAUCGGCUCCGACUUCGUCGACGUCCUCCUCGCCUUCCUGACGCUCCCGAUCUCCGCCGUCCAGCUCGCCGCGGGCGCGUCCUCGCCGGGCUGCCUGACAAACCUCUCCGCCAGCGUCCGGCACCUGGGGGACGCUAAACUGUUGAAGGGCGAGGCCUGCCACGGCACGCUUCUCAGGCCUACACACGCCGAUGAAUUUGGGUACAGUAGCGCACCAUGCCCAGGGUGCACUCCGUUCAAGGAAAAGCAUCCGACUCCACAGGGACAGCACCUCCAGCAGUGUGGUUGCAGGUGCCGGGAGGUCAUGGCUAGGCUGGCGCAUGUGUGCGACCAAACAACACGCACAGAGGUCUUCUCCAAGUGGAAAGAGAGGUUCGUCAUCAGCGACGAUCUGGUGAUCAAGCCGGCGGCGACUAGCACGGUCUUGUCUUUUCUUCAGGGUCUCUACGGAGACAGGAUCAAAGACGCCUACGAGGUGGAGGUGGACGUCGGAUGGACCCAGGUCAGGUGAACUACAUGUCUACAUUUCUUUGGCCUGAAUUCAUACUGAUAUUAUGAUGCUAUAAAUUUCAGGUGGUUUGCUUGCUCAAGGCAUGUGUCUCGUCCACCACCAUAUUCACCGAUGUGUUUCUCGCGAAAAGAACCGAUGCUUUGAUGGGCACAUCAGUGCUCACAAUUCACAGUCCUCGGCGUCAAGAAACCAACCAAACCCCCGAUCCGCAGAUGAGCAUCAAGCUUUUCUUCGACAAGGAGGACAGAAAGGUCAUGUACGCUGAGUGCAAGCAUGACUUCGUGGACCUGCUCCUCAGUUUCCUGACCUACCCCAUGGGGUGCAUCCUCAAGAACCUGGCCGGCACGUCUCACCGGUUCCACGGCUUCAACAAUCUUUACAGUAGUGCCGACGGUCUCAACACGUCUGGCUCCUGACGGGACCCUGCUUCGGUGACAAGAGCACGCUGCUGGAUCCUAAUAUUGCUCCGUUGAAGAUGCACGGCGCCAAUUGGUCGGAUCAAGCAAUUGCGGAGUGGUAUCAUCUCUGCCGGACCGGGAAGCGGCAGUGCUCCCCCGCAAAGGAUAAAAGGUCAUGCCAUUUGUUCGAUCCGGUGUUUGUAGACGAUCACACCUAUGUGGUAGCCGACGAGCUUAGUAUACAUCAAGCUCCGGCCGUGUCGGUGCUGAAGCACUGGUGCAAGAGAAACCGGGAUAAUGUAGUGGAGAUGGACAUCUCUGUCAGCA